This is a messenger RNA of Podospora pseudopauciseta, 1681 nucleotides long. RefSeq lists its product as uncharacterized. Gene Ontology annotation, biological process: regulation of DNA-templated transcription. Bases 389 to 1681 code for a protein of 430 amino acids. Lineage: Eukaryota; Fungi; Ascomycota; Sordariomycetes; Sordariales; Podosporaceae. The transcript has 3 exons. The record is from RefSeq and is a predicted model, not a curated record. Gene Ontology annotation, cellular component: RNA polymerase II transcription regulator complex. Gene Ontology annotation, molecular function: DNA-binding transcription activator activity, RNA polymerase II-specific; transcription cis-regulatory region binding.
UGUUGGUCUGGGGCGAGGAGGCCAGUUUAUUUUCCAACUCUACAAGGCCACAGACCGUACCUGAGGAUUGGGGGCUGUGUUACAUGUUGUGUUUUAUGUUUAUUUUCUACUUGGUGGAAGAUGGCUGCAUCUUUCUGAAGUUUGAGAAUCCGAGGUUUGGUUUGUAUAGAACGGAGCAUACCUAUCUAUCUAUGGUGGUGCAUUCAUCUUUGACCAACUCAGUAUAAGGGAUGGUUGCAUCCUUCAACGCUACAUCAAUACCACCUGUUCAGACGGAUGUGGGCUUGAGAAUUGGGAGGCUUUAAUGACAAUACAUUCUAUUCUGGGUUGAUUGAUCAAAACAGCUAGCUGGUUGGUUCGGGGAGAGUACCUAGGGCAGCCAACAACAAUGACAGAUCAACACCCCCCACAAGACGAUAACACCACCACCACCAAAAACAACACCCGCAGACCAUCGUUCGUUUCGUUUUGGAAAAAAGGGAAGGAAUUAGCUUUGGGCAAGGGGAGGAAGAAGAAGGAGGUGAAGUUUGUAGAAGGAGGGGGGUCGGCUGUUGGUAGCGGUGGUGAACAAUCAUCAGACAACCAAGGAAACGACGGCUCUGGAGUCCCAGAAUCAAAAGCCGCCCACCGCCGCGCCCAAGUCAGGCGAGCGCAGAUCCAGCACCGCCAACGCAAAGCCAACUAUGUCAAGGAGCUUGAGCAAGAGGUGGCCAAGAUAAGGAAGCAUAUUGAGGACGUGGACAAGGAGAGGAGGGUGUUGAGGGUGGAGAAUGAGGGGAUGAAGGCCGGAUUGAGGUUGAGGAACGGGGUGUCAUUCCCAGGCCCACAGCCAGCGCCGCCGCAACAGCAGCAAGGGGUAGCAGGGCCGUGGUAUAUGUCUGAAGAAAUGGACUUCACAAUGACGAUGCAGCUCGGCUACGACGAGGUGCUAGGCGCGCCGUGUUACAUGGUUAGCGGGUUAUCAUCCCCAGGGUUUGAAGCAGUGACGAAAGCCACCACAGCGGCAACCGCCAUCCCCAACUCUAGCAUCCUACCCACACCACCGACAACAGCAACUUUCGCCCCUGCUUCCUCUUCCUCGAUCACCACCCCAACCAAAAACCCCAUCACCAACACCCCCGACCACCCUCCCGAGCUACCCUACAUGACCCCACCCCAAAUCCAAACCGCCAUCAAUUUUAUCCUCGCACUAGAACACACCUGCAGAACCCACUUCCACCCCUCCCACUUCUCCCCUCCCACCUCCUCCCCAGUCACCACCCCCCCAUUCCACUCCUCCCAAGGGCACUCCCUCACCGCAACAUCCCUCGCCCUGUCCUCCGCCCCGUCAUCAAUUUUCAGAGCCGCCAAACGCACCCAGCUUUUCCCGGGAAGUGGCAUCAAUCUCAAACCAUCAUCAUCGGGAACUGAGUCCCUAGAAUGGGAAAACUCAGCCCUCACACUAAAAAAUUUGUACCGGCUCUCAAAAGUGUUGGAAAAAGAAGGCGAGGACAGGACCGAGAUCACGCCUGUGCAGGCUUUGUUUGAGAUUUUGGCGAAAUAUGGGGUUGAGAGGGUGAUGGGACGGGUCGAGAGGUUGAAGGGGGAGUUGGGGGGUAGGAGGGUGGUGAGGUGUCCGCAUUUUGGGGCGAGGGUGGAUAGGGGGGAGUGGGAGGUGGUUGUUGAGGGGGUUAUGAGAUGA